AUGGCUAGCAGCUGGAUGGGGAACGUGAGGUCUUUCAUCGGAAACUCCAUGGGAGGUCUUAGAGGAGGACAGAAUGUCGCUUCCUGGGCCGUCGCCGGAACAAUCGCCUACUUUCUCUGGAUUAAACCUGCUCAGGAUCUCAAAAAGGAACAACGGGAUAGGGAACUUCUCGCAGUGGCGGAUCCAAAUCAAUACGUGGAGAAGAGGAAACCAAUCGCUGAUCCUCAGGUUACUGGUUUGAUCUAUGGAAACAAGAAUAGAAACGAUAAACAACAAGAUUAA
Molecule: messenger RNA, 282 nt
Organism: Microthlaspi erraticum
Lineage: Eukaryota; Viridiplantae; Streptophyta; Magnoliopsida; Brassicales; Brassicaceae
Source: the annotation of a GenBank genome assembly